Messenger RNA from Penicillium mononematosum, 1017 nucleotides. RefSeq lists its product as uncharacterized. Lineage: Eukaryota; Fungi; Ascomycota; Eurotiomycetes; Eurotiales; Aspergillaceae. Bases 1 to 1017 code for a protein of 338 amino acids. Gene Ontology annotation, biological process: basic amino acid transport; transmembrane transport. Gene Ontology annotation, molecular function: basic amino acid transmembrane transporter activity. The record is from RefSeq and is a predicted model, not a curated record. Gene Ontology annotation, cellular component: fungal-type vacuole membrane. The transcript has 6 exons.
AUGACCGGUCAAGAUCAGGAGGCACUUGGUGCAAGCCCACAAGAUGAAGAAUGCAUGAAUAGGUCGAGUGGUCUCCAGAUAGGAAAACUUGCCAUCGGAUCGCUUCUACUGGCUUGCUUUCUAGCAAAUGCGGAUGAAUCCUUUGUCCUCACCACCGGGAGUGAUGUUGCCUCGGCUCUCAAUGCAUCCAGCUCUGCGGCAUGGCUCAUCACGGGGUACAACUUGGGCUAUAUUCUUGCUCUUCCAAUGUACGGGCAAAUAUGUGAUUUGACUGGGCCGAGGAAGGCAAUUCUUCUUGCUUUGACGGUAUACGGAUGUGGCUGCCUCAUGACAGGAGUCUCGCAAAAUAUCUACUGGGCUGUGGCCGGUCGUCUCAUUUCGGGGUUUGGAGGAGCCGGAAUGAAUGAGCUUGUUUCUGUUAUUCUUAACGAAAUCCAUAGCUUUGACCGUGUUGCCAUGUUACGCUCCUAUGUAUCUACCGUAUCAAUUAUUGGAGUUACCUGCGGCGCCCCCCUGGGCGCCUUUCUCACAAGCUGGAUUGGAUGGCAAUGGGCUUUCCUGAUCCAUAUUCCAUUUGCAAUGAUUUGCCUUGCCGUCAUCUCGCUUUCUCUUUCCCCAACAAAGCCCCCGCCAUUCGCCACCUCCAAGUCAUCAUAUGGAUCAAUUCAAAACUGCAAGGCCUCCGAAGACACCCAUCGCAAGUCUUUCGAUAUUUUGGGCCUCAUUUUGCUAUUUAUAUCUAUUAUCUGUUUCCUCGCCUUUGUGCAACUCACCCAGGCAGAGGGUUUAGAAAACAAGUCAAUACUUCUGACUAUUUGUGCCGCAGCGUUCGUUGCAUGCUCUACGGCCUUCUAUCUCAAUGAGUCCCUUUGGGCUCAAGAGCCAAUGAUCCAUUUCUCACUAUUCAGUCCCAAAAAGCUUGGCCUGAUAUAUAGUGCUCAACUGUUACUCGGCAUUGCACAAUUUUCUGUGCGUUCUCCCCUUGCUUUCUUAUCGGUUCAACUUGUCAGUGACUGA